AUGUCUGCAACAAUAAAGAGCGGGAGAGUGAAUGAAUGUGCGCAAUCUACCGACUUCUGUAGACAAAAAGGGAGCUUCCCGAAAUUCAAGAGGCGCGAUAGCUGUGCUGUGCUCAGUUAUUAUAAUUUUGGAUUUUUCGUGCCACAGUGUUUCGAUCAAGUCCAGCGGCCUCGCCAGCCCUCUGUCAACUGUGACGAAAACGUACGUUCUUGGUAUCACCCUCCGUACCUUCAUCCGUGGGCCGCCGCGAGCACAUAUUCGCCACCCCCGGCGACAGAUCAGAGACACACCGAACAGACCGACGCGCACUGCUCCUUCAACAUGGGCCGGAUGCGCGUGCGCCGGCUUCCCGGGGAAACCUUUGAGCUGUUGCUGAACCUGACGAACCGGCACAUCCACGCGCAGCUGGUGGAUCGAGCCGGCGGGCGCGUAAUUCUAGGGGUGCACUCCAACCAGCCGAACUUGCGUAAGGCGAUCGCAGGCCCUGACGCGCCGCGUGGAAAUUUCGCGACGGCGUCCGUCGCGGCGGCGCGCAUGGUAGGCGAAGCGUUUGGAACCCACGCCUCAUCGAAGGGCAUAUCUGCGGUGUACUGGACACGGCCGGGCAAGUAUCACGGAAAGAUUAAGGCUUUUAUUGAUGCUGUUAGGGAUCACGGGAUCGAGACGAAGAAGGCGCCCCCGAAGAAGAUGCCUACCACGCCGGCAACAGAUAAUUGAACAAGCGUGAGUGUGUGCAUGGGGGGGUACUCAGGGCUGGAGACGCACAGGCAAUAUGUCUGUAAUUAUCAGAUAGAGGCGACAUGCCCUUGAACGGACGUGAAGGGUUUUCGAGUAAACUGCCUGAAGGAAUCAAUACUCUAGUGAGAGAAGGCAGGAAGGAGGAAAGUGGGACAAGGGUGAGCUGGACUCCACGCUUAAUAGGUCCGCAGUGCCACUAUUCUGAAAGACACGUUUUAUGCAGGGCGAGGACAUAACAUUCACGUAGUGCAAUCCAAGCCAUCCCAGAAGGAAAAGAAUAUGACGGCGCGUGUUAGGUCCCCGUGUUGGUGGUGAUAGAGGAUCGACUUUCCUCGAAGUGCCAUACUGUAUCUUACCGCGCAAGGGCUCUACUUGCAUCCUGUCGUAAAUAAAUUUAUUUCCAGAGGUGGAUCAUCUCUGGAUGCGCAUC
Molecule: messenger RNA, 1168 nt
Organism: Chondrus crispus (carragheen)
Lineage: Eukaryota; Rhodophyta; Florideophyceae; Gigartinales; Gigartinaceae
Exons: 2
Coding region: 1-717 (238 amino acids)
Biological process (GO): translation
Cellular component (GO): ribosome
Molecular function (GO): 5S rRNA binding; structural constituent of ribosome
Source: RefSeq, a predicted model, not a curated record